Messenger RNA from Polyodon spathula (Mississippi paddlefish), 5975 nucleotides. RefSeq names its product epsin-2-like. The record is from RefSeq and is a predicted model, not a curated record. Gene Ontology annotation, cellular component: plasma membrane; clathrin vesicle coat; endosome. Gene Ontology annotation, biological process: endocytosis. Gene Ontology annotation, molecular function: clathrin binding; phospholipid binding. The transcript is spliced from 8 exons. The coding region runs from base 57 to 1823 and encodes 588 amino acids. Lineage: Eukaryota; Metazoa; Chordata; Actinopteri; Acipenseriformes; Polyodontidae.
CCCCCCCCCCCACCCCACCCCCCCCAAAAUGCAGUCAUCAGUCAAUUCGGCGACAGAUGAAAAAUGUUGUGAAAAAUUACUCUGAGGCGGAGAUCAGAGUGCGGGAGGCCACUUCCAAUGACCCCUGGGGGCCAUCCAGUUCGCUCAUGACGGCAAUCGCUGACCUUACAUACAACGUGGUGGCCUUCUCGGAGAUUAUGAGCAUGAUCUGGAAGCGACUCAACGAUCACGGCAAGAACUGGAGACAUGUGUACAAAGCUCUGACUCUUCUGGACUACCUGAUCAAGACGGGCUCGGAGAGGGUGGCUCAGCAGUGCAAGGAGAACAUCUUUGCCAUACAGACACUCAAGGACUUUCAGUACAUUGACCGCGAUGGCAAGGACCAGGGCAUCAAUGUGCGGGAGAAGUCCAAGCAGCUGGUGUCUCUGCUGAAAGAUGACGAGCGGCUGAAAGGGGAGAGGUCUCAAGCACUGAAGACGAAGGAGCGCAUGGCUCAGGUGACCACUGCCGUUGGCAGUAACAACCAGUUGUCAUUCGGGCGUGGGUCUAGUCAGCCCAACCUCUCCACAAGCUACUCCGAACAGGAGUAUGGCAAGUCUGGAGGCUCGCCUGCUUCAUAUCAUGGCUCUACAUCGCCACAUGCGUCCUCUGAGCUGGAGCAGGCCCGGCCACAGACCAGCGGGGAGGAGGAGCUCCAGUUACAGCUGGCCUUGGCAAUGAGCAGAGAAGCAGCAGAACAGGAAGACCGGGUGCGUCGAGGGGAUGAUUUGAGGCUGCAGAUGGCUCUCGAGGAGAGUCGCAGAAACAGCCUGAAAACGUCCAAGAAGAAGAAAGAGCCUCCGUUGAUGAACCUGAUGGAUGCCUUGCCCACGACCCCUGCCACCCCAAAGUCUGAGCCCUGGGGUGCUCCUGUUGCAGCAGAGAAGCCGGACCCCUGGGGAGGAGGAGCUGCAGCGGCUGCCCCUGACCCCUGGCAGUCCUGUGGUGAGAUUCGUUCUAAAGCACCAUCUGCUGAUCCAUGGGGUGCAACAUCAAACACAGCAUCUCCUCUUAAAAGUGUUGAUCCUUGGGCUCAGAGCUCAGCACCCAAGUCUUCUGGAGAUCCCUGGGCUUCUGGGCCAGGUAGCAGACGUACUGCUUCAUCUGCAGGCAAUGCCAACUUUGAUCCUUUCAGCACACUGAAUGGUACCGCAACAGAUGACUUUUCUGAUUUUGACAGCCUUCGGACUUCUUCCUCAAAGCAAAGUAAUUCUGGUGGAAGUUCUACACUGCCCUCAAGACCCAGAGGUUCCGGCAGUCCAGACUUGUUCGAUUCCCAGCAGAACAGUUAUGCUUCUCUUAAUCAGAGCAGCACUGCUCGAAAAACCCCUGAGACUUUCCUUGGUCCUAAUGCAGCCCUGGUCAACCUGGACUCGCUCAUAUCCAAGCCACUGCAGCAGGCAACUGUCUCGAACCCUUUCUUAGCUCCAGGAGGUACGGCUCCAGCUCCAACUCUAGCCCCAGCUCCAAUCAACCCUUUCCAGAUAAACCAACCGCAGCCUCCGACAUUAAACCAGAUGCGAGCAAGCCCCAUGAUGGGCAUCAUUCCUCAAGGCUUCAGCACCAUGCCCUCUCUGAGCAUGGAGCCCAUGCCCAUCUCUGCCAUGGCACCGCCUGUAUCAACGAGCAUGGUCCCAGUGCCGGGCAUGGCAGCCAUCGCACCAAUGGGCAGAAUGGUUCCUGGAGUAGGCAUGGGGAGAUCAGUGCCCCAGCCACUUAUCAGUACAGGGAUUCCUUCAUCCUCUGCCCAGGCAACUAGUACGACUAACCCUUUCCUGUUGUGAAGAAGGUACUGUGACGAUCUUCAACAAACUCAUCAGUCCCCAUCAAAGACAAAAACCUCUGUAGUUUACAGUUUAGUGGUCUGUUGUGUUAUGAGACUGGUUUUGUGGAGUGUUUUUUAAAAAAAAAAAUAUACAUAUAUAAAUUACAUUUAGAUUUGCUGGCAGAAGAUCCCGUCGGCCCUUGGAGGUAGAAAACCUGCAGUGAUAUAUCGAAUUUUUUUGGGGGACAUUCAUUCAGAAACUUGGUAAUUGCUGUGUGUGUAAGUGUGCUUUCCUGGUACCCUUAGAUAUAUGUCGGCUCCACAAAAACCAGUAUAGUAUUCACUAAGGAACCCUCUAACACUUAGCUUUCAUUUCUUCGAAGGUUUAAAAGUAAGGAAUCCUGCUCCCUUUGUUUUAAGCAAGGCAUUCACUUAAUCUAAUUCCUUUUAGAAGGUAAUGUGUUUUUUUUUAAUCAUGUACGCAUAGUCUUGUCAUAAGUAGACACCUCAUCUUUAAUACUUAUGACAAGUCUGUAUAUGUAAAAAUAAGUAUAAUCUGAGUUUUUAGCAUUUUAUUGCUUGAGGUUCUACGUAGUUUUCACACAGUUGUCUUUUAAACUCCAUUAGUAAAGUCCAUAGCUAAUGAAAAACAAGUGAAAAGACUGUUCUUUAUAAACUGUGUGUAUCAGUACCAGGUAUAAAUUGUUUAGUGGCAUGGUCUGCACUGUUACUGUUAGGAUGUUGGAGAUUCCAGGUUUUAAUGAUUUGGAAUCAAAAUAAAUGGUGGUUAACAGUAAUAACUGUUUAAAGCAAAAUGUAGUAGUGACUUUAAAAACUUAUUAUUUUUUUUUUUUCUAAUAGUUAUUUGUUAAAUCUGCCAUUUUGUUUUAGAAUAUAGUCUGCAAAAUGAUGUUUAAUUGGGUAAACAUUAAAGUAAUCCAGAUUUAUAGUAAAAUAUAUACCGGUUUAUCUUGUACUCUCUUGCACAACAAUUUUUGUAUGUGGAACUCCAUACUGCAGUUUUAUAUAGACCUAAUUAGCCUUUUUAGAUUUUAUUAUUGCUUAGUUUUAUAGACUUUUCGUGUCAUGCCAUCAGAAUGAAAUAUGAAAAAUCCUUAAUGGUUGCUGUAACUUAUAAAGUAAUGUAUUCAUUUUUUAUAAAGGAACAAAGGGAAUUUGGAAACAAAAUGUCUUUUAACACUAAAAAGGCCUAGUCUUUAUACCUGCCGAUUUUCUCAUGUUUUAUUGUAAUUGCAUCACCGACUGUAUUUAUAUCCAGGUUUGACACACUAUUUAAUUGAUGGUUUUAAUUAUAUUGCUUUAAUCCUUUAUUUGUUGAUGCUAACAGUGACAUACCUUAUUUGUUUCUAGUCUAAAAUGUACCUGCUCAAAGAUUGUAUGCUCUCCAUAAAUUGUUCAGAGAAAGACAUUUUUUGUUGUCUAGAAUAUAGUUAUGCUGUAAUCCAUCAUACAUCACCUAUUAUAAAUGUAUAUAUGCAACAUAUGUCUAUUUACCUGACUCUUUACUAGCAACAAAUCAGAGGAUGCCAAAAUACGACUUGUUUGUGAUGUAAAUGGUGACUAUAAUGUAAAGUAGUGAUAGGCGUCAUUAUCGAUAUUUUGAUAUGAUAUUGCUCAAUAUCGAUAAUUUCCAUAUCGUGGGAUUUUAAAAUGUUUGCUUCAUCAAUGACUUUUUUGAUAAACUUGUGAGCUUUUGGUGAAGUAAACAUGGUGUAUCAAACUACCAAGCUAAAAAUCUGUUUUCUUGAAGUUUUAACAAUAAUAUCAGUUUGCUGUGCUGUAAUGGGUUUAUUUUUAAGUGGAAGAUACAUUUUUCAGCAUAGCGAAACCAGAAAUAUCAGCCGCCACACACUCUACAGAGAGAUGUACGGAAAGCUUGUAGAGACUUUAUCAAUAAUACUGCUAAAAUACUAACGCUCUGUAAUCAAGCUUAUUUUAUAUUGAGAUACAAUAAACUCUAUACAAGCCUAUCAUUGUCAGCCUCGUAAGCAAAGACACAUCACACACUAAAGUAUAAUUAAGCAUUUAAAGUAAUUGAUUGGAAUUUAGGUAACAAAUGCUAUUUGCAUUCUGCAUUGUUUGAGAGGGAGAUCAAAUUUUCAGAUAUUUGCCCACCACUAGUAAAAAGUAGUGACCAAGUAGUUUCCAAUCACAGCUUAAAAAAAAAAUAAUAAAAAAAUAAGAAAGCACAGAUACACAUUUCUAAUCACGUUUAUAAAUUGUUUGGAAGGCUUUUUCUUGGAUAAAGCAAACUUUAUAGCUCAAAGACUGAUGUCAAGAAAACAUUUAAUCUGUCCUAACUGAAACAUGUCUUUUUUUUUUUUUUUUUAAACAGUGCAGAAAUUCUACUUGGUAAUGAAGUUUAGUGUUGUGCCUUUGCAGUCAUUUCAUGACUAAUUUGGUUUCAUGUUUUUAAACUUUAUCUGAAGUACAGAACAUUUGUGUAUGGACUAUUUCUAUGAGACAUUCAGUUACAUCAGUGUAUCCGUAGAACCUGGAGUUGCAUUAAACAGCGUGUUGUGCUUUCUAAAUCUUAAAGACCAUUACCCAGGGCUGAAAAAUUAACUUCAAUUGGAUAUUUUAUAGAACUCCUCAUUCAGGCACUACUAUCAAGGCACAUAGUUGCUUUUAGGACUUCACUAUGUAAAUGUUCAACAAAAACACACAGCAGAUUUGAUCCACAGGGCAUGAUGCGUUGCUUAAAAAAUCUGGUGAACAGUCUUGUAAUGGUAUCAUUAUUUAGUUACUCUAAUCUGAUGGACACAUACCUCUGUGCAUGGGCUUACUUUUAGUAUUAGGACAAACAAUUGAGCAAAAGGCAGUAUGUGCAAUAUAUUAACUGAUGACUGUUUCUGUACUUUUAGGUAACAUAAUUUAUUUAAAGUAGGUGUAAGAUAAAUUGCAGAGGAUAAACUGAUUGGUCAUCAUAGAAGACUAUUCAUGACUGUUACCGUGAACAAAUGUAUAAAUAUUGAACUGGUAACCUUGAGCUUAGUGUAAAUUAUGUUGCUUUUAAUUUUGGUGGUGGUAUUAUAAACCAAAACUAUUGUCCAUUUGAGCUAAUGGCUCAACUGUGGACUGCAGUUUGUGCUACGUGUAUAGUGUUAUACAGCAUGAAGAUACCAUCUAGACGAUGUAAUGAAACUCAAAGUUGUCAGUGGGUAAAUCGGCUGUGGGGAAAAAUGUCACAACACUGACAGAACUUUUUAAAUUCAAGUAUGACACAGAUAGUUGUUACAAACUUUUUUUCCCCUUUUUUUUUUUUUUAAAUAUACAGAAAAAUAUAAUUAAAAUAAUUUGUGCUGAAACAUGGUCAAAACAACAAUUAUGCAGACUAUAAAACAUGUACCUACCCAUUAGACCUCCAUUCCCAGUCUGUGUACAACAGUUCCCUCAACUGGACAUAACAUGGUAAUGUUUAAAGAGAGGCUUAGCAAAUUCUAGUUGUAUUGAGAUGAAGAAUUUAUUGUACCUUACUGACAUUUACUCAGGCAUUUUGAUUUUCUUUUUUCUUUUUUUAUAAAGCUUUAAGAUGUAUAGUUUUGGAUUAGGGUACAUUUGAUCUGAUAAGGAUUAAAAGAGUUAACAUUAUAGACACUGUAGCUUUGAACAAUAGGAGAUAUAAUAUGAAUACCUGAAAUUCUUUGAUUUGUUACCAUUGUAAGGAGAAACAUGUACGGAGGGGGGAGAAAAAAACAAGCAAACAUCUAGUAAUGCAAUGUUUUUAACUACAUACAAUAACUAGCUCUUUGUCAUUACUGUCUGUUUGCUGUAACCAUUUCUAAUGUUUCACGCAUACUGUUUCUAUGUACUAAUGUAGUUAUUGUGGAAGGUUAACAUUUUCAUGGCAAAUAUGCAUAAACAUUUAUUUUUUCAUGUUGUUGUGUCUGUCUAUUUACCAAACUGUUUAAUAUUACUGGGAGCAGGCUGCUUUUUUAUGGAUUUGUGCUCAACGUGUUGGCAUUAUUACUGUAUAAUAUAAUUUAUCAUUUGUACUAUUGUAACAUAUUGUUUUGUAUCUUAUUUCUGUGUAAUGGUUUUUGUAGUUAAGUCACAUUAGAAAAUGCGAUUGUUUUAACAUCUAAACAGCAGCAAAUAAAGGGCCUGUAGCUGCAAUGGUUAUAAAAAUAAAUUGCAUUGCUUAAACUUG